Molecule: messenger RNA, 2665 nt
Organism: Epinephelus lanceolatus (giant grouper)
Lineage: Eukaryota; Metazoa; Chordata; Actinopteri; Perciformes; Serranidae
Product: plasminogen-like
Biological process (GO): proteolysis
Molecular function (GO): serine-type endopeptidase activity; signaling receptor binding
Source: RefSeq, a predicted model, not a curated record
AGUCACAUCCCAGGAGGUACCUCGGUGACUUUGUCGAUUGUGAGCUGCCUCAUCAUGGACCUGUGCAAACUAGCUUUGCUCCUGGGAGCCCUAACCUGCACUGCAAGUGGUACUGAGGUGGAUGGCUACACCAAAACUGAAGGAGCACAGAUCCUCUCGUUGCAGAGAAGACAGUACUCAGUUAACAACGUGGCUGAAUGUGCCGCCAAAUGUGACACUGAAACAUCCUUCACAUGCAGGUCUUUCACAUAUAAUCAAAGGGAUGACGGGUGUUGGACAGCACCGGACAACUCUAAAACACUGAUGGCUCAGCGUGGAAAAAGCACAAUGUUGUAUGAAAAAAAAGUGUACCUACUGGAGUGUACAUUUGGAACAGGAAAACAAUACAGAGGAACAAAGUCCACAACAAAAACAGGAAAGACAUGUCAGAGAUGGGACGAAAGAUACCCACAUACACCUAACAUUACACCAGAGGAAUAUCCCCGAGCAGAGCUGGAGUCCAACUUCUGCAGGAACCCUGAUGGAGCCAGUGAGGGACCCUGGUGUUACACCACUGACCCAGACACCCGCUGGGAAUACUGCGAUGUAGCCAUCUGCCCUGAUGAGUGUAUGCACUGCAAUGGUGAGGACUACAGAGGAAGAAUCUCCAUUACAGAAGACAGUUACACCUGCCAACGCUGGGACUCCCAGGAACCUCACAGCCAUGGCUAUGACCCUCACGCUUUUUCAGAUAAAGAUCUUGUAGAGAACUUCUGCAGAAACCCUGAUGGUGAACGCCGACCAUGGUGCUUCACCACUGACCCGUCCAAACGAUGGGACUAUUGCGACAUACCCCGCUGCACAACCCCGCCUCCAACCAUCGCCCCAGAGCUGACCUGUAUCACUGGUAACGGUGAAACGUACCGAGGCACGGUUGCCGUGACUAAAUCAAACAAAACAUGCCAGAGCUGGUCGUCUCAGACGCCACACCAACACUACUACCUACAAAUGUACACCUGCAAAGGCCUGGAUGAGAACUACUGUCGUAACCCUGACAAUGUGGCGAUGCCCUGGUGUUACACCACUGACAAUGCGACUCGCUGGGAGUACUGCGAUGUGCCACGUUGUGGAGAUACAGAUGAGCCAGUGACCCAUCCAGAGGAGGAGGACUGUUAUGAGGGGGAUGGGUCAAGUUACCGUGGCAUGACAUCAGAGACUAUCAGUGGAAAAAAAUGCCAAGACUGGAGCGCCAUGAUUCCACACAACCACAGCUAUACUCCACAGAACUACCCCAAAGCGGACCUCAGGAUGAACCUGUGCAGAAACCCUGAUGGAGAUGAAGCUCCCUGGUGUUACACUACAGACCCCAGUGUCCGCUGGGAGUUCUGCAACUUGGAGCAAUGCCCCACCAAUUCUACGGAAGAGACACCCACAGCCUCACCUAAUCCCCAGACCCCAUCCACUGCAGUUCCACCACACAAAGACUGUAAGACUGGAAAUGGAGAAACAUACCGGGGUCCAACCUCUAUCACCACUAAGGGUGUGACCUGCCAGGCCUGGAGUGCUCAGAGCCCUCACCAACACAAGAGCUUCACCCCAGAAACUCACCCUGACAAGGGGCUGGAGGGAAAUAGCUGCAGAAACCCAGGCAAUGAUGCGAGCGGACCAUGGUGCUAUACUACUGACAAUAACACAAGAUGGGACUACUGUCACAUCCCAAACUGUGUUGAUUCGAAAUGUGGGACGCCAGUCGCCAAACCAAAGCGUUGUUUUGGUCGGAUUGUGGGAGGCUGCGUGUCUAAACCUCACUCGUGGCCCUGGCAAAUCAGCCUCCAGACCACUUGGGGAUUUCAUUUCUGUGGAGGAAGUCUGAUUCAUCCUCAGUGGGUCCUUACUGCUGAACACUGCAUUCACAAGUCUGAGGACCCUGCAUACUACAAGGUACUCCUGGGUGUCCACACAAAGUCAGGUGAAGAGCCAUCGCGACAGGAAAGGAACGUGGAGAAACUGAUGCGUGCACCCAACAACGCUGACAUUGCUCUGCUGAAACUGCAGAGCCCUGCAAUGAUAAAUGACAAAGUCCUGCCAGUUUGUCUGCCAGAGCAGGACUACAUUGUUCCUGCUAGAACUGAGUGUUAUGUCACCGGAUGGGGUCAAACCCGAGGUACGGCAGGUGCAGGCGUCCUGAAGGAAACUGGAGUCCCAGUGAUCGAGAACAAGAUCUGUAAUAGUCCACGGUACAUGAACGGGGAAAUCAAGGAAGAUGAAUUGUGUGCUGGAGUCAAUGAGGGAGGAAUGGAUGCCUGCAAGGGUGACAGCGGUGGUCCCCUGGUGUGUAAUAGCCAGAACAGUUACAUCCUGCAGGGUGUGACUUCAUGGGGUGCUGGAUGCGCCGCUCCUAUGAGACCCGGCAUCUACGCUCGAGUCUCCACAUUUGCCGACUGGAUCAACAAAACCAUUGAAGACAAUUAAAACUACCCACCUUACAAAAAAUACUGUAGCUUCAGUCGCAGAAAGUAACUGUUUAUUGUGCUCUUUGAAGAUACUUUCUGAUUUCUGAUACUUGUCUGAUGUCAACAGAUGUUUUGUUUCCUCUGGUGUAUACACAAUAAGCCAAUCAUGUUUCUGGUUUUGGCAUGUAAAGGUGUCUCUGUAAGAGCUGAAAAAUAAAACUUAAUACAAAUGA